GAUCAUCAUCCUUUCUUCGUUUGCCAAACGUGGCACCAUUUUGGCUUCCGUUUUUCAUCACUUUCAAGACAUCGCCUCAAACAACCUCUGUGUCUUCCAACAUCAUCGAAUCCAACUAUUAAGAAGCCCUUAUGCAACAUAACCAACUUUUCUAAACUCCAAACAACCUUAUCUCUGUAUCUAUUCCUUCUUCUUAAGCUAAAAUGGUGGUAACUAAGGCAUUGUUACCUUCUCAUCCACACCCUCUAUGUUCCCUUCCAAUUUCUCCCAAAACCAGAGGCCUCACACUCCACCAAGUAGACCCUUUGGUGAGGUUCAAGUUGGAUGAGAGAAAGCAAAGGAAACAUGUGGCUCAUGUGUCACUCCAUGACCCUUUGGUUUCUUCUUAUGCUCUUGCUGACUUCUUCAUCCACCAACACCAGCAAAACCCUUAUAGUCUUGUAUUCUUGGCUGAUAGUGUGGGCUACUCUUUGGCUAGCUAUUACACUUCUUUGGGUCUCUUUGUCAUCUCUGUGCCUGGCCUUUGGUCCCUCAUUAAACGUUCUGUCAAGUCUAAGAUUGUGCAGAAGACGUUUAUAGGUGAAGGUGAAAAGAAGGCACCGAAUCAAGUUGCUGGGGAGAUUUUAUCGUUUUUCACUCGUAACAACUUUGCAGUGACUGAUAGGGGAGAGACAAUCACAUUUGAAGGACAGAUGGUUCCAAGCAGGGGUCAAGCAGCACUACUAACCUUCUGCACUUGCAUCAGCUUGGCAAGCGUGGCCCUUGUGCUUACCAUAACCUUCCCAGAUAUUGGCAACAACUGGUUUUUGAUCACGCUCUUAAGUCCAUUGGCAGGCGUUUAUUACUGGACUCGGGCAUCCAGAAAGGAGCAGAUUAAAGUGAAAAUAAUAGUUGCAGAUGAUGGAAACUUAUCAGAGAUCAUUGCCCAAGGUGAUGAUCAACAAGUCGAGCAAAUGAGGAAGGAACUCAAAUUCAGUGAAAAAGGAAUGGUGUAUGUUAAAGGCGUUUUUGAAAGAUGACCUAUUUCUUCAGGCAGUAGAAUCAGAAUGCUAAAGAAUGUUGAGAUCAAUUUUAUUCUGUAUUUGACAAUAGCUAAUAAUCAAAAUCAUAUUAAAAUUGUUAUACA
Molecule: messenger RNA, 1126 nt
Organism: Vigna angularis (adzuki bean)
Lineage: Eukaryota; Viridiplantae; Streptophyta; Magnoliopsida; Fabales; Fabaceae
Product: protein COFACTOR ASSEMBLY OF COMPLEX C SUBUNIT B CCB1, chloroplastic
Exons: 4
Coding region: 204-1019 (271 amino acids)
Source: RefSeq, a predicted model, not a curated record